AAAAACAUUGAUUUUAGUUUCUAUGGUAGCCACUAUUAAUCAUUUCCGAUGAAGAGGCAGUUGACCAAAGGACGCUUGUCUUUAGCACUUUACGUAGUUGAACACAAAGCCAACAUCGAAUAGAAUCGAGUACUAGUACAUCAUAUGUCAUCGUGAUAACAUCUGCAUUCAUAGAGGACUUCACCUGGCUCUUUGUAACUCAAGAAAAUCCUUAAUUCUCCUAUAUUUCCGGCACCAUAGAGGCUGACCGCAUUAUCACAAAAGCAUUCGCAUUGGAACAGCCUCUUAUUUCAUUAGUAACUCUAGAGGACUAUAARAACGAAGGAUUUGCCGCCGAGGUUGGAUAGUCCAGACUACGAACUGCCAAGAAAUGACUACCAACAAUUCAACAGCGCCAACUCACUGUACAACAUCUAAGGAAUGGAAUGGAUUUGUGUAUCUCAACCAGACGAUCGUUACUACUGCGGCAUGUAUGUCUCUCGCUUUGGGUGUUUGUUCCACUUUAGCGAACGGUUUGGUUCUGAUAGCCGUGUAUAAAACUCCCUCGCUUAGGACAAUGACUAAUUUCUUUUUGACUUCUUUGGCAAUGACUGACUUMACAAUGGGAAGCCUGAUUGUGCCGUUGUAUUUUUACGGAGCGCUGAACUGGCCUUAUCACGUGAGGUUUCCAGUGUUUGGGAUGGUGUUAGACUUUCUCAUAAUGCAAACAUUAAUAUGUUCUUCACUUAUUCUUUGCGCAAUCAGUUUUGAUCGUCACAUUACUGUGAGAUCCCCUCUACUUUAUCCUGUGAUUAUGACUAAAAAGAAAGGCAGUAUAGCUAUUGCUCUGAUUUGGCUGGUUUCGUCAGGAGUCGCCGCACUCAGUUUCAUGGAUCAACGAUACGAAAAGAGGCCUACAGUAUACAUAAUACCAGGUCUUUCCGUACCAAUUCCAUGUAUGGCAUUCAUGAGCUACUGUUACUGGCAAAUCUAUAAAGUUGUUAUACGUCAAAAGAAGCAAAUCCAAGCUCAGAGCCCCAGCGCRUUCAUAGAUGAAGACACAGCAACGCGCAAUACAAGAGGAACUGCAAACGCUCGCUUGAAAAAAGAGCGCAAAGCAACUAUGACAGUAGCUAUGGUUGUCGGGACUUUCAUACUCUGUUGGUUGCCAAACAUGUUGGUGUCAGUCAGUCAGUUUAUCUUAACAGAAAUAUACAUUUGUAAUGCUUUUACAUUUGGUGAAUUCUGGCUGCUUUCGCUUCCAAUAUCRUUCAUMAAUUCUUUGCUUGAUCCACUUAUCUACGUUUUAAGAAACAAUGAAUUUAAAUACGCUAUAAGAUUGCUGUUUUACAAGUCUUCCAAUAGAGUCAAUUUUGCUGUUAAAUAACUAGCAUUUAACCAUUUUUAAAUUUAACCAUUUUUGAUUCUUUAAAAAGAAUUUACCACAAUUUGUACUAUAUUCACUUCUGUAUACAACGUACUUCAAAUAUUGUAUUCAGGCUUUGAAAACGUUAUUGAACCCUUGAGAUUAGUCGGCUCUUGGRAAAUCCCGCCGCAAAUGUAGUUCUGAGUUUUUGUUCAUUUCGUAAUAAAUCUUUUGCUA
Molecule: messenger RNA, 1582 nt
Organism: Exaiptasia diaphana
Lineage: Eukaryota; Metazoa; Cnidaria; Anthozoa; Actiniaria; Aiptasiidae
Product: octopamine receptor beta-2R-like
Exons: 1
Coding region: 371-1366 (331 amino acids)
Biological process (GO): G protein-coupled receptor signaling pathway
Cellular component (GO): membrane
Molecular function (GO): G protein-coupled receptor activity
Source: RefSeq, a predicted model, not a curated record